AAAUUCGCACAGCUGCGCAGUACUACAGCAUUUCUGUGUCUUUACCGCAGAAAUUACUAGUAAAAUUCUUACAUUCUUAUUGUAGGCAGUUGUUCUUUUCGUUAACAAAAUGGCGAGGCUUGCUGCAGUUAAAGAUUCUUUAGAUAAAGCUUUGCACGACGAGAGCAAACUUUGGACAAAGUAUCUUGCGAAAAUCGAGAAACAAACCGGGGUUAACAGGACCUAUCUCUUUUUAGGCUCUGCAGUGUUUUUGGGUAUUUACCUAGUGUUUGGUGUCGGGCAACAAUUAAUUUGCAAUAUCUUUGGAUUUGUAUACCCUGCAUAUUGCUCUAUGAAAGCUCUAGAGAGUCCAAGCAAAGAUGAUGACAAAAAAUGGUUAACAUAUUGGGUAGUUUUUGCAGUGUUCACAAUUGUUGAAUCUUUCUCAGAUUAUAUUCUAUGCUGGUUCCCAGUUUACUGGCUGUUCAAGUGCCUGUUUUACAUGUGGUUGAUGGUGCCCAUGGAUAAUAAUGGUUCGUUAGUUUUGUAUCGUGUCCUUAUUAGACCCACAUUCUUGCGAUAUCAUCACAAAGUUGAUCAGUUCAUUUCAGAAGCUCAAAACGCAGUUAAAGCUGCAUCAAAUGCUCUAUUGACAGAAAAACAGGAUUAAUGGAGCUUCGCAUGAUAUUGUAACUAUGCUAAAGUAUUGUUUGAUGAUAUCUUGGGUGAAAACAUUAUUUGAAUAAAAAUAUUUCUAUUACA
Megalopta genalis is the source of this 741-nucleotide messenger RNA. Its product is annotated as receptor expression-enhancing protein 5. The record is from RefSeq and is a predicted model, not a curated record. Lineage: Eukaryota; Metazoa; Arthropoda; Insecta; Hymenoptera; Halictidae.